Molecule: messenger RNA, 1122 nt
Organism: Adineta ricciae
Lineage: Eukaryota; Metazoa; Rotifera; Eurotatoria; Adinetida; Adinetidae
Source: the annotation of a GenBank genome assembly
AUGGUCUCUGCUUCGGUCAGUGCCUAUACUGCACCUACACUUAUGGCCAUUUGUCUUCUUACGGACUAUUGGAUAUACGGAAGACAAACACGAUUAGCAUCGGCACCCAUAACCAAAGCAGGUGAUGUACGAAUUUUGAAUUUUACUUAUCAUCGGAUUGGAUUAUGGCGCGAAUGUUCCAGAGAGACAACAAAUGUUUCGUACACAUGUGAAGUUGUAAGAUAUUCGAAAGCUGAGGCAAAGUUAGAAAAAGGUUUCAAAGCUGUUUCGUAUCGAUCAGCACCAAUCAUGGCUUGUUUUACAGCUGCAUCUAGUCUUUUAUUGAUUGCUAUAGUUUUAUUUUCACGUGGUCUUUGCAAACGGCGACGAAAAGCAGUUUUCUUUAUCUCAGGACUCUUGUUUUCUAUCUCAGGUUUGCUCACAAUGGUUGGUGUAACCUUAUACGUUUCAGUCACAACGGAGGAAGAAGCUAAAAUCGAUCAAGAUGUUCCGGUGAUGCAAUGUUUCUAUGGAUAUUCGUUUAUUUGUGCUGUUUUAUCGUUUGUUCUUCAAGAAUUAACUGGCGUGUUAACUGUUUAUUGGUUUAUCUAUCGUUUUCGUGCCCUUGUACGUAAACAAGAGAAACUGCGUGAGCGUACUCGUCAACUCAUGGGUAAUUGUCUUUCCAUGACAACUGCUUUACCAUUAAAUCUAGUUUCAAUGGAAGCCAACCAUAAUAAGAAAUCGAUAGCACAUCGUCCGAACCAAAAUCAUUAUCCUUCGCAGGUGGACGCAGUCAAUUCUUAUGGGCACAAACACCAUGGAAGACGUCUUCCAUUUGAUCGAGGUCCGCCGGUAUUACCUCCGCAAAACGAGAAUAAUUCCUAUCGUUCAUUACCAUCACGAUCACCAACAUUAAUCUAUGGAGAUUAUUGUCGAGUUUUAAUCCGUGCGGAAGAUAUGGAUCUGUUAGCGAAAAUGGUUAAAUCGAAAUCUCAAGCACAAUUAUCGAGACCGACGACGCCAGCAGCAACAAUCACCAAUGUCAAAGUAUUACCAGCACCGACAACGCAGCGGCACAUUGACGAUCAGCCGACGAGGCGAAGCACUCGUAAAAGCUUCAAGAGGACUACAUCUGUUUAA